AUGCCACCUACUGGUCACAUUGACCUACAGGAUAAUGUCGACGCUGAAGCUCCACCGCUCAAAAUCACCACCUCUACCCCACAUACCGGCAGAAGUAUAAACGACGAUAACAGGAGCAUCAACAGGAACGCAAAAGAACAAGAUGAGGUUCAUUGCUCCUUCCACAUCUCGAGAACAAUCUGUUGUGCAAUCGGUACCGCCACUUUGGUUAUCAUAGCAGUCGUGGUUGUGGUCAUUGCUAUUCUCGCUUCCAAUAGUGACAGCGGUGCUUCCUUGGCGCCUACGAGUGCCAAUAUUGCCAAGCCAAUCCCUGAAGCAACGAUGGCCCCUUCUGUAUCAACCCCUCUAUCAAUGAAUCUCACUUUCACUGUUCCAAAUCCAACAACGCUUCAACCCUCCUCCAGUCCCAGUCUACCACCAACUGAUCAAGCUGCCGUGAUACAAGACACAGUGAUGCUAUUCGGUAGAGUCUACAAUGUUACCACCACAUCAAGAAUAGGACAAAGCAACACCAGUUUAACUGGAAGCAUUCCCACAGAGAUAGGAUUGUUGACCAUGCUGACUGGCUUGUUGCUGAACGAGCAUAGCCUGAGUGGAAGCAUCCCAUCUGAGUUUGGACUACUGACUCGAUUGAUUUACUUGAGUUUGUACCAGAGCAACCUGGGUGGAAGCAUUCCAACAGAGGUGGGGUUGAUGACUGCCCUGACUGGCUUGUGGUUGAGUGACAACAACAUUGAUGGUAACAUUCCAUCAGAGCUUCAAUCAUUGACUAGAUUGACAACCCUCAGCUCAAACAAAAACCAGUUCAGCGGAAGCAUUCCAUUGGGGAUUGGUCUGUUGACCAGGUUGGCUUUUUUGGACUGUUCGCAGAACAAGUUGAGCGGAAGCAUCCCAACAGAGAUCGGAUUUUUGACACGAUUGACUCGCUUGACUUUGUAUGACAACAUUUUGAGAGGAGAAAUUCCUUAA
Seminavis robusta is the source of this 969-nucleotide messenger RNA. The record is from the annotation of a GenBank genome assembly. NCBI's taxonomy places the organism in Eukaryota, Bacillariophyta, Bacillariophyceae, Naviculales, Naviculaceae.